Molecule: messenger RNA, 1587 nt
Organism: Cicer arietinum (chickpea)
Lineage: Eukaryota; Viridiplantae; Streptophyta; Magnoliopsida; Fabales; Fabaceae
Product: lipid droplet phospholipase 1
Biological process (GO): lipid metabolic process
Source: RefSeq, a predicted model, not a curated record
UUCCUUCGUUCCCAGCUAACAACUACCCAUCGGCCAUCACUACCCCACCAAACAACCCAACGUUAUAUCAUUGAAUUGAAAUCAUUUCUUCAAAACUUUAUUUUCAAACUGUUACAUUUUCUCCCACUUUCUCUUCUCUUUUCUCGAGAAAAUUCUGCUUUCACUUAAAAACUCCAAUUGCUUCGCCCGUAGCGAACUCUUACGAACACCGACUUCGUUUCGCUAGUUGCUGAAGUUUGAUUGGAACUUGGCUAAACGAACGGGAUUCUCGUUAAUUCCAUGGAGAAGAACGAGGUAUUCACAUCGGAAUCCAUCGAUGGAAGCCGCGAUGUUUGGAGUUCCAAAUCCUCCGAUUCUUCCUCCGCUGACCAUCUCGUUGUCAUGGUCAAUGGAAUUCUCGGAAAUGCAACGGAUUGGAAGUUUGCGUCAGAGCAAUUUGUUAAAGAGCUUCCUGAUAAGGUUUUUGUUCACUGUAGUGAACGAAAUGUGUCUACGCUGACACUAGAUGGAGUGGACAUAAUGGGGGAGCGAUUGGCAGAGGAGGUCCUUGAGGUGAUUCGUAGAAAGCCAAAUAUGCGUAGAAUCUCCUUUAUUGCACACUCAGUUGGAGGAUUAGUGGCACGAUAUGCUAUUGGGAGGCUAUAUAGGCCACCUGAAAAAGAACCUGUGCAGGACUUAAUCAAUAAAGGUAAGGUGGACUCGAUAGGUACAAUAUGCGGCUUGGAGGCAACAAAUUUCAUAACUGUUGCUACACCUCAUCUAGGGUCAAGGGGUAAUAAGCAGGUUCCAUUUCUUUUUGGGGUAACUGCAUUUGAGAAAGUUGCAAGCUAUGUUAUUCAUUGGAUUUUUAGAAGAACAGGUCGACAUCUUUUCCUUACCGAUGAUGAUGAGGGAAAACCUCCAUUGCUUAGACGCAUGGUUGAAGACUAUGAUGAAUGUUAUUUCAUGUCUGCAUUGCGUACUUUCAAACGCCGGGUUUUAUAUUCAAAUGUGCACCAUGACCAUAUUGUUGGCUGGAGAACAUCAUCUAUUAGACGUGAUAAUGAACUUCCAAAGUGGGAGGAUAUCCUCAAUGAAAAAUAUCCACAUGUUGUAUAUGAAGAGCGCUGCAAGGCUUGUGAUGCUGAGCAGUGUGACAUAACAGAAGAGAGCGGCUCUGAUAAGAUAGAAGAGGAGCUGGUAACAGGUUUGUCUUGUGUGUCAUGGGAAAAAGUAGAUGUUAGCUUCCACAGUAGCAGACAGAGAUUUGCUGCUCAUAGUGUCAUUCAGGUCAAAGACCAAAUCUCACAUAUAGAAGGUGCAGAUGUUAUACAACAUAUGAUUGACCAUUUUCUUACAUAGAAGUUGUCCGUCUUCAGAGUUGUAUAUAUACCGCUUAGCAAUAUAAGCUUUGCAUAGGAUGGAAACAACUGGUUUCCGAGGAACCAAAUUCUCCAUUAGUUGAGGUGAAGAGUUGUAAUUUUGUUUGUCAUCAUGAAUCUCAUGAUCCUUGACAAUGUAUUAUGAUGUAUCAUGUAUGUGUAUGAUAAGUAGAUCGGAAGUUUUUAUUCUUCAAUGAAAGUAUUUGAAUCAGCAAGUUAUUAUUGA